AUGGUGCUUUUGUUCACCGCAAUUGUAUGUAUCGGAAUGGCAGAUGCGGGGUAUAACACACAAAUUGAUAUUUUGAUCGGAAGGUACUUCCCCUUCACAAGCGACGCUGCAUUUGCCGGAUUUUACUCGACACAAAGCUUCACAUCGGGAAUGGGAUUUUUGGUGUUCCUUGGUCUUUCAUACGCUAUCCCACAAAUCCAAUAUUUCAGACUGACGCAAGCACUCAUACUUUUAACUCUCAUGGGUGGAUCAUUCAUCUCACUCUUCUUUUUGAAUAGACGAGAUCCAAUUGAAAAGAAGAGCUAA
This is a messenger RNA of Entamoeba invadens IP1, 306 nucleotides long. RefSeq lists its product as hypothetical. The coding region runs from base 1 to 306 and encodes 101 amino acids. The transcript has a single exon. Lineage: Eukaryota; Evosea; Mastigamoebida; Endamoebidae. The record is from RefSeq and is a predicted model, not a curated record.